UUGUUAACCCUUUUUUCUCUUUCAGUCUUUUACGACCAAAGUGGACGUUUUGGUUUAGAGGUCUCAAGUUUUGAUAUGGCCAUGACAGAAGAGUUUCAAGAAGCCGAAGUAAUAUUCUCUGAGAACGGAGAGUCCUGCUUGGAUUUUCGGCAACAACAGAAAGAACACGCUAAGAAGUCGUCGGCAGCAAAGAAGAAGAAGAAAAUGGGGAACUCGGUGCCGGUGAGGAUUCCGAAUCAAAUGUUCGACUUCCGUGGCCGUGCAGUCGACGGUGGUGGUGUUCUUAAUGACUUCGACGACGACGAGCGUUACUACAAAGAUGAAGGCGAGAUAGUGCCGCCACAUAUGAUUGUACGGCGGCGCGUGGAAGGAAAGAUGGCAUUUUCGGUGUGCACCGGAAAUGGAAGAACUCUGAAGGGGAGGGAUUUGAGUCAAGUCCGGAAUUCCAUUCUGAGGAUGACCGGGUUCUUGGAAGCUUAAUUAAUCAAUCAGAGUUUAAAUUAUAUUCAUUUGUUUUCGUCAUUAUUAAUUUAGAUGGAGAAACUACAAAGUCGACCGUACCAUAAUUUUUUCUUUUCUUUUAAUUUAGUGGCUUUCCCUUCUCUUGGGGUAAUGAUAAUCCAAUUGUAAUCUGUAACGGAAAAACAAUGAUAUUGAUC
Molecule: messenger RNA, 659 nt
Organism: Argentina anserina (silverweed cinquefoil)
Lineage: Eukaryota; Viridiplantae; Streptophyta; Magnoliopsida; Rosales; Rosaceae
Exons: 1
Coding region: 76-480 (134 amino acids)
Source: RefSeq, a predicted model, not a curated record